Limanda limanda (common dab) is the source of this 1539-nucleotide messenger RNA. RefSeq names its product G protein-coupled receptor 37 like 1b (gene gpr37l1b). Gene Ontology annotation, cellular component: signaling receptor complex; plasma membrane. The record is from RefSeq and is a predicted model, not a curated record. The coding region runs from base 1 to 1539 and encodes 512 amino acids. Gene Ontology annotation, biological process: adenylate cyclase-inhibiting G protein-coupled receptor signaling pathway; positive regulation of MAPK cascade. Gene Ontology annotation, molecular function: G protein-coupled peptide receptor activity. NCBI's taxonomy places the organism in Eukaryota, Metazoa, Chordata, Actinopteri, Pleuronectiformes, Pleuronectidae. The transcript is spliced from 4 exons.
AUGGCUGCCGGUCUGUGGCUGUGUCUCUUCCUGCCGCUGCUCCUCACGGACGCCAAGAGCGUGGAGCAGCACGACAGCCGGCGAGACGCCCCUGGUAAACCCUCGUCUGGUGUCAAACUGGAACCACUCUGGACCAAGCAGGUCAAAGGUCAGGAUGACACCCAGAGCCUCCCCCUCCCUGAGUUGCUGGAUUUGGAUGUGGAGCGCCACCGCCGUCUGACCCGCGGCGCCGAGGAGGAGGAGCAGCAGUCCACCUUCAGCCAGUCCUUUGAGAACGACUCGGUGACCACGCCGCACGCCACCGAGCUCGACCACGUGACCGACGAGGCAGCCGGGGGGGAUGAUGAUGUUGAUGAGGUCAAUCACCAUGGAAACACCUCCAGCUCCAACGCCCCGGGACUCUACAACCCGUUCUACCCGCUGGUGGAGAGCUCGUACGCCGCCUACGCCGUGAUGUUCCUGGCGGGCCUGGUGCUGGCGGUGGGCGUGGUGGGAAACAUGGCGGUGAUGUGCAUCGUCUGGAACAACUACUACAUGAGGUCCUCCUGGAACUACCUGCUGGCCAGCAUGGCCUUCUGGGACUUCCUGGUCCUGGUGCUCUGCCUCCCCGUGGUGGUCAUAAACCAGCUCUCCCAUAGGAGGAUCCUGGGUGACAUCACCUGCCGUAUGGUGCCUUAUAUGGAGGUUGUGUCUCUGGGCAUCACCUCCUUCACCUUAUGCGCUCUGGGAAUCGAUCGUUUCCACGCCGCCACCUCCUCCUCCCAGCCCAAGGCCCGGCGGGUGGAGCGCUGCCGCUCCGUGCUGCUGAAGCUGGUGCUGGUGUGGCUGGCCGCUCUGCUCCUGUCCAGCCCUGAGAUCUUCUUGUGGCAGCUCAGCCAGACGGUGUCUCCAUCCAGCGGCCGGCUGGUGGACUCCUGCAUCAUCACCCCCACCUCGCCUCUGUCCCUCCACCUGCCGGACUCCCUCCACUCGCUGCUGCUCAGGUAUCACCAGGGUCGUAUGUGGUGGAGCUUCGGCAGCUACUUCUGCCUCCCGGUCCUCUUCACCAUCCUCUGCCAGAUGGCGACCCGCAACGUCAACAGCGACUACAGCUCCGCCAAAAAGAAGCACGACCACGACGACCGCUGCUCCAAUCAGAAGCGUCAGCAGCACCAGGCGGUGGAGCGGCAGCUGAACUGCACGCUGCUGGCGCUAGCCGUGGUGUACGGCAUCUGCGCUCUGCCCGAACACAUCUGCAACAUCACUCUGGCCUACACGCACAUCGCCGUCUCUGAAGACACGGCCGCCAUGUUGGCUCUGCUACAUCACUUCCUGUUGUUCUUCAAGUCAUCGGUGACACCUGUGCUGCUGCUGUGUCUCUGUAAGGCUCUCGGCCAGGCCUUCAUGGACUGCUGCUGCUGCUGCUGUCAGGAGUGUCAGCCCCACACGGCCCAGGGGUCACCCGGCUCCGCCCAGGUCAAACUGAAGGUGGCCAGUGAGACGUCCAUCUUAUUUGACAAGGCUAAAGACACGUCCACCAUCUUGUCCAUCUCCAGCUAG